AUGGUCCUCACACGGUCUCGAAGCAUCAAGGGGAUCGGCGCAGUCGCAGCUGGCGAAGACAGGAAGCUGAUCGAGCCGACUGAAGAUCCAGAGAAGAUCGGCAGGGCAAAGUAUGAAGCCGCGCCGAGAUCGCUCCAUUACGAGUUUGGCGGACCCAUUGGCGCUUUGGGCGUGACGACGGCAGUGCCUUUCUUCUCUUACUGGCUAGGCAACAGCUGUACAGCUUCGGGAUGCCCGCCAAUGCCUCUCGAUCGGUACUUUUCUCAGGGAUGGCAAGCCAUGCAAACAUCGAGCUAUUGGCUCGGCUUGUGGGAUACACAAGCCGCCUAUGUCUAUUUGGGCUGGUAUGCCUGGGUCGUAUUGGCAUGGUACCUCCUACCGGGCAAGUGGAUAGACGGGGGAGCACUCAGGGACGGUACAAAGCUCACCUACAAGCAGAAUGCAUUCGUGACUUUGCUUGCUAGCAUUGCUCUCUGGGCAGGCGCAGUAGCUGUCUUGGGUGCAGACAGUAUGCUCUUCGUCUACGAUCACUGGCAAGGUCUCGUGACUGCCAGUCUGGUCAUGUCGGUCGCACAAGCCUUCUUUGUUCAUUUCCAAUCGUUCCGUGAGGACACCAUGUGCGCCGAGGGCGGCAACACGGGCAAUGCUCUCUACGAUUGGUUCAUCGGACGGGCUCUCAACCCGCGCAUCGGCAGCUUCGAUAUCAAAACAUUCAACGAGAUCCGGCCAGGUCUCAUCCUCUGGCUACUGCUCGAUCUUGCGCUCGCUGCAAAGCAAUAUGCCGACAUCGGACGUGUCACCGACAGCAUGGUCCUCGUCGUCCUUUUCCACGCUGUCUAUGUCUUUGACGCGCUCUACAAUGAAGCGGCCAUCCUGACCCAGAUGGACAUCACCACAGACGGAUUUGGCUUCAUGCUCAGCGUCGGUGAUCUGACCUGGGUGCCUUUCACGUACGGCCUGCAAGCAAAGUACCUGGCUGCAUUCCCUAAAGAUCUGGGCUACCUCGGCACUGCCGGUGUGCUGGCUGUCAACUUCCUUGGCUAUUGGAUCUUCAGAGACUCGAACGGCGAAAAGAAUGAUUUCCGAAACGGCAAGAAUCCAAAGAAUCUGACAAGUAUGAAGACAAAGCGAGGUACAGCAUUGCUCACGAGCGGAUGGUGGGGUCUAUGCCGGCAUCCCAACUAUUUGGGCGACCUCAUCAUGGCCGUCAGCUGGUGCCUUCCAACCGGAUUCGAUACCCCGCUCACAUACUUCUACCCUGUUUACUUCCUGAUCCUACUCGUCCAUCGACAGAUGCGCGACGAUCAUGCUUGCGCGAAAAAGUACGGUGCUGACUGGGACAGAUACGUCAAGCUCGUUCCAAGCAGGAUCUUGCCGGGUGUAUACUGA
This is a messenger RNA of Mixia osmundae IAM 14324, 1389 nucleotides long. RefSeq lists its product as uncharacterized. Gene Ontology annotation, molecular function: Delta14-sterol reductase activity. The record is from RefSeq and is a predicted model, not a curated record. NCBI's taxonomy places the organism in Eukaryota, Fungi, Basidiomycota, Mixiomycetes, Mixiales, Mixiaceae. The transcript has 7 exons. The coding region runs from base 1 to 1389 and encodes 462 amino acids. Gene Ontology annotation, cellular component: endoplasmic reticulum membrane. Gene Ontology annotation, biological process: ergosterol biosynthetic process.